Molecule: messenger RNA, 1008 nt
Organism: Temnothorax curvispinosus
Lineage: Eukaryota; Metazoa; Arthropoda; Insecta; Hymenoptera; Formicidae
Exons: 1
Molecular function (GO): nucleic acid binding; zinc ion binding
Source: RefSeq, a predicted model, not a curated record
UCUGGCAAAAAGUCUGGUGCCGUCAAAGACAAGUCGGUCAAGCCCGCGACCGUCGUCCCCCUCCCUAAGCCAACGUCUGUCACAGAUAGACCGUGGACAGAGGUGGUAAAGAGAGGGAAGAGGAAGGAAGGGGGUGGUGCUCCUACCGCUGCACAAUCGGCAGCGAAAGGAAAGGCACCCCCGAAAAGGGCCACCGAAAAAGCUCCCUCGAAAGGGGAUACUACAUCGGGAGAGGCCAACGUAAAGGCCCCUGCCACCAAACCAGUGCCCCCAAAGAGAAAGGUGCCGCGCACCUCCGCCGUUGUCCUCACGUGCCCUGAGGGCAACUAUGCGGAAUGUAUGUUGGAGGUGCGCCGGCGGAUAAAGCUGGCGGAUUUAGGGAUCCAGUCUCACAACAUCCGUCGCACGGCCACCAACGCGUAUAGCAUCAAAGUGGCCGGCGAAGGAAACAAGAAGAAGGCAGACACCUUGGCCAUUAAGAUGGCCGAGGUGCUCGCGGGGAAGGAGAGAGUCCGUGUUGCGAGGCUUGAGCUCAUGGCAGAGCUCAGGCUGAGCAACAUGGAUGAUUCGGUGUCGAAGGCCGAUGCUAGGAAGACUCUGGCGGAAAAGGGGAAGAUCCCCCCGACCGCCAUCAAAGUGGGUCUCCCGAAGCGAGUGGCGAACGGCCUCUACACUGUGGUCGUGUGCUGCCCGCUGACGCUGGCAAAUUUACUUUCUCGGGAAAGGAAAAUAGUCAUUGGAUGGGCCAAAGCAAAGGUGGAGUUGCUGACAAAAAGGCCCCUCCAAUGCUACAGGUGCAUGUCGUUCGGGCACACCCGGGCGACAUGCACCAGCGUGGUCGACCGCACUGGACUGUGCUACCGGUGCGGCAAGGCCACCUCGCCAAAAUAUGCACAGACGAACCACACUGCGUCGUCUGUGCGGGCGCGGGACGACCUGCCAACCAUCGGGUUAGUGGGAAGUCCUGCAAAGGCCCGAAAAAGACCGGGGAAAAUGUCCCCGAUAUAG